AUUGUCAUGCUGUUUGCUUUGUAGGACUCACCUGAUUACACAAAUGUGCAGGAGCUGAAGUAUUUGGACAUGGUUACAUGUGAAGCAUUACGCCUCUACCCUCCUUUAUUCAGGUUUGCACGAGAAAUAGAACAUGACUGUGUGGUGAAUGGUCAGCAACUUCCUAAAGGAGCAGUACUGGAUAUCCCUGCAGGCUUCCUCCAUUAUGACCCACAACACUGGCCCGAGCCUGAGAAGUUCAUUCCUGAGAGGUUUACACCAGAGGCCAAGGCCAGUCGACAUCCAUUCGUAUACCUACCAUUUGGAGCUGGCCCCCGUAACUGUGUGGGAAUGAGACUCGCCCAGCUUGAAAUCAAAAUGGCUUUAAUGCAUCUGUUCCACAACUUCAGCAUCAAGGCCUGUUCUGAUACUAAGGUUCCUCUUGAGUUAAAGUCAACCAACACUCUUGUACCCAAAAAUGGUGUUUUUGUGAAAAUCACAAGAAGAGAACAAGGAGAUCAUCUGUCAUCAGCUGAUUAAAUCACUUACACCAUACU
Neolamprologus brichardi is the source of this 536-nucleotide messenger RNA. NCBI's taxonomy places the organism in Eukaryota, Metazoa, Chordata, Actinopteri, Cichliformes, Cichlidae. The record is from RefSeq and is a predicted model, not a curated record.